GUGGCAUGCACAGCAACGCGCCGCACUGUUACAAUCACUUUUACGUAACUGAAGUGCGGUGACUCCACUCCGCGUAUUGCGAUUGACCCUCAAUCAGAGAGAGAGAGAGCCCCUGUCAGACCGUGGCGCUCCGCAGUUUAGUCAGCUUUGAUCCGGACAGUAACCGGAGGGCUCGAUCUUCACCGUGCCAGCACUUCGUGUGCGCAGCCUCGAUCAGCACAAAGAUCAUUCAAGACGGGCGGUCAAGCAUUUCCACUACCUACAGAACAUCAAUGAACUCGCGGUUUUUUCGCAAGACUCCGAACAAUUUCGACAUUGCCCUUCUUGUUGGAUGUUCCGUCGCUGGGCUUCGGAGAUGAGAUGUUGAGGCCAGAAGCGGCUCGCCACAGCGGGACACACCGGCUCUGCGACUUCGGCGUUCAGGCGGAGGGGCGUUAGGGCGUGGCUGCCAUGGCGAAGAGCGCGGAGGUGAAGCUGGCUGUGUUCGGUCGAGCUGGGGUGGGCAAAUCCGCUCUGGUGGUGCGCUUCCUGACCAAGCGCUUCAUCUGGGAAUACGACCCCACCCUCGAGUCAACAUAUCGCCACCAAGCAAGUAUUGAUGAUGAGCUUGUCAGCAUGGAGAUCCUGGACACAGCUGGUCAGGAAGACAUGCUCCAGAGGGAGGGCCACAUCCGCUGGGGUGACGGCUUUGUGGUGGUCUACGACAUCACGGACCGGGGCAGCUUCGAGGACGUGGUGCCGCUGAAAAGCCUCCUGGAGGAGGCCAAGAAGCCCAAGAGCGCCACGCUGGUGCUGGUGGGCAACAAGGCGGACCUGGAGCACGCGCGGCAGGUGAGCACGGAGGAGGGCGAGCGCCUGGCGGCCGAGCUGUCCUGCGCCUUCUACGAGUGCUCGGCCUGCACGGGCGAGGGCUGCGUGAGCGAGCCCUUCCUGGAGCUGUGCCGCGAGGUGCGCCGCCGCCGCGCCGUCCAGGGCAAGGGCCGCCGCCGCAGCUCCACCACGCACGUCAAGCAGGCCAUCAACAAGAUGCUGACCAAGAUCAGCAGCUAGGGGGCGCCGUGCCCAACGCGAACGCUGCGGAGCACAAGCGAACUUAAAUCUCUAUGUAAAAAAAAAAAAAAAUGUAUUAAAAAAAAAAGUUACGUUCGUUCUGGGAAAAACAAGUGACAUUCUGGCCUUGGUCAUCCUCAGUUGGGGAGAGUCGACUAGAUUUUUGGGGGGGUGGGGGGGGCUGUCAUAAAAGUGACAUUUUUUGCCUUGGUCAUCCUCCGUUGGGGAGAGUUGACUGCAUUUUUUGUUUUGUUAUAUACAUAUAUACGACAAGUAGUGUAUAAAACCUAUAAAUAAUAUAGUCAGAAAAGAAGCUUGGCUUUACUUCGCUUAUGGGACGGCUCCACGGAUUCUCUUGGCACUCUGGAGAUCGCUGUAUACCCACGCUCACUGUCUGAUUCUGAAGGACCCUGGGAAAUGGAGUGUUCCCUCUGGAACGGUUUCAUGUCAAGGAUUGUCAGUGAACCGUUUUAAAGCAUGCCGAGUGCAUCCGGAGCCGGUUCCCCAGCGCUGGUCCUUGCCCUCGAGCGGCCCUCAGAGUGGCCCGUUUCAGACGUUGCUCCGAGCGGCGCCACGUACGGACCGGUGAAGCUUCCUGCUCUGUGAACGCUCUGUGAACUCCUCGCUUCUACCAGCUUAUUUCGGUUGGAUUCGCCCUGUGCCUACAGAGGUUCACAUUUUCCCCAAAUACCUGCCGUUACUCUUGAAAUAUUUGCCUUCUGGGAUUACUCAACGGAACAGACCCACGCCAUCAUUCACAGGCAGGAGCUUAAGCAGGUCUCGGAGUUCCCGCUGGCUGAUGAUAAGACUCGUAUACUCAAGAGCUCGGCCUUCAGAGCCUUCAGAUACCCUCAGUUUGGCACCAAGGGACGUGUGGAGGGACACAGCAUCCUGUUAAAAAAAAAAAAAUAUAUAUAUACAUAUGCACCGGCCUAUAUUGUAGAGCAUGAAUCUAAACGUCGAGCCGUUGCUAAGCAGAGGCUAACAGACUCGUGCUAAUUGUUGUGGCUUUGUAACCUGUCUCACAUGGCAGUGCUUUGGUUUGCUGUUGCACACAUCUCAACCCGCAGCCAUUUCAGCCCAUCAGAGAAAUCCGGCCUACGAAAAUAACUUCACCCCAAUCACCGCCAGACCCGCAAAACGAACACGGGGGCAGGCUGUUGCAUAAACUGGGGGUCUUACCUGCAUUUCAAAAUGAUUUUUCUUUUCAAAAAAAGAUUGACAUUUUUUUUUUUCUUCUUCUUCUUCUUCUUCUUUCCAUGGCUGUGCAUACGACGCUUACCUAAUAAAGUGCUGGGUAAUGGAGGACCCAAAGGGCCUUGUGGGCCAUCUGUAGUUUUUGUGGUCGAGCGGUCCCUGUUCCAGGUCGUUAUAUACUCGUUAUUCCUCCAAUUUAAACUCUGAAGUUUCCCGGAAAAUGUUCCCUGAAUUGUAAAGUCUGUUUGUUAUUGCCUCAGUCACUGAGUGGAAUGUUUUGUCCCCGUGUUUAUAGCCUCAUAGAGACGGAGAGAGUAAUUCCCUGUGUACAUGUAUUGUAAUCCAACGGUAAGUCUCCUGUUCCCGCUCUCUGGCAGUGUGUGAAAUACACGUGGAUAUUUUCUGCAGUGCAACUGUAAUUAAACAACAUAAACACAAAUACAAAUUAA
Molecule: messenger RNA, 2696 nt
Organism: Anguilla anguilla (European eel)
Lineage: Eukaryota; Metazoa; Chordata; Actinopteri; Anguilliformes; Anguillidae
Gene: rerg
Product: RAS-like, estrogen-regulated, growth inhibitor
Exons: 5
Coding region: 451-1050 (199 amino acids)
Molecular function (GO): GTP binding; GTPase activity
Source: RefSeq, a predicted model, not a curated record